Molecule: messenger RNA, 1047 nt
Organism: Apaloderma vittatum (bar-tailed trogon)
Lineage: Eukaryota; Metazoa; Chordata; Aves; Trogoniformes; Trogonidae
Gene: POR
Product: P450 (cytochrome) oxidoreductase
Exons: 7
Biological process (GO): response to hormone
Cellular component (GO): cytosol
Molecular function (GO): NADPH-hemoprotein reductase activity; flavin adenine dinucleotide binding; FMN binding
Source: RefSeq, a predicted model, not a curated record
CUUGCCUUUCCUUCCAGACCGUUUGAUGCCAAGAACCCCUUCCUGGCCCAGGUUACGGAGAACCGCAAGCUGAACGAGGGCGGAGAGCGACACCUCAUGCACUUGGAGCUGGAUAUCUCCAAUUCUAAAAUCAGGUACGAGUCUGGGGACCACGUGGCGGUGUACCCAGCCAACGACUCUUCUCUGGUGAACCAGAUUGGUGAGAUCCUGGGCACGGAUCUGGACACGAUCAUGUCCCUAAACAAUUUGGAUGAGGAAUCCAAUAAGAAACAUCCCUUCCCCUGCCCCACGUCCUACCGCACAGCCCUGACGUACUACCUGGACAUCACCAACCUGCAGCGUCGGAACGUCCUCUACGCCGUGGCGGGGCUGAGCUGUGGGGGUGCUGGGGCUCCCUCCCUGCCUGGCCCUGACAUCCCUUCCCGCCCCAACGCCAUCCACAUCUGUGCCGUGACGGUGGAGUACGAGACCAAGACAGGACGCCUGAACAAAGGGGUGGCCACCAACUGGCUCAAGAGCAAAGUUCCUGACAAGAACGGGAGCAACUCCCUGGUGCCCAUGUACGUCAGGAAGUCGCAGUUUCGCCUGCCCUUCAAACCCAGCACGCCCAUCAUCAUGAUCGGACCGGGCACUGGUGUCGCUCCCUUCAUUGGUUUCAUCCAGGAGCGCGCCUGGCUCAAGCAGAAAGGCAAAGAGGUGGGCGAGACGGUGCUUUACUACGGCUGCCGCCAAGAGGGGGACGGCUGGCUCGGCUUCCCCUCCCUCACCGUGGGGGUUCUGCCCCUCCCACCUCACUCCUGCCCUGUGUCCUGCCAGGUUUAUGUUCAGCACUUACUGAAGAAGAACAAGGAAAACAUCUGGAAGCUGCUGAACGAGGGGAACGCUCAUAUCUACGUGUGCGGCGACGCUCGCAACAUGGCCCGGGACGUGCAGAACACCUUCUACGAGAUCGUGGCCGAGUUCGGGAACAUGAGCCAGCCCCAGGCCGUGGACUAUGUAAAGAAACUGAUGACGAAGGGCCGGUACUCCUUGGACGUCUGGAGCUAA